Molecule: messenger RNA, 2883 nt
Organism: Penicillium canescens
Lineage: Eukaryota; Fungi; Ascomycota; Eurotiomycetes; Eurotiales; Aspergillaceae
Product: Aim21 family protein
Exons: 2
Coding region: 1-2883 (960 amino acids)
Source: RefSeq, a predicted model, not a curated record
AUGUCGACCCAAGCUGCUCCGGCCGUCCCUCCUCGACCGGCUAGAUCUCCUCAGCCGUCGUCUUCUUUAGAAGCGCCCAACAUUCCUCCCCGUCCGAACAACCGCCGGGUCGAUCGUUCAGUUUCCCCCAUGCGUGACAGCUAUGCUCCCUCGCCGUUCAAUGAAUGGAGCGGUCCCGGGGUGGCUCGUACCAUUUCGAAUGAUCCGCCCCCGCGCCCUCCCAGCGUGACAAUCCCCUCGCUCGGUGAGGAGGGUAUCGAAUAUGCUGACCUCGACCCGGGUAAUAUGUCGGAUAGCCACCAUCAAUCCCCCGCGGAGACUCGCAACGUCAGCAGUGAUCUCAAGAUUCAUGCGCCGAGACCCUCGUUGCCGACCUCAAGUGCUAAAGCGAAAGUCCAGGCCGUCACCCGUACCGAUUCCCGGCAGGCCGCCGCCGCGGGAAUAGGUCACGAAGCCUCACCAGGUCGGGAUGAACAAGACCGCUCCAGCCGCUCGUUACAUUCCCGGACCAAUGGCUCGCGCGCGGAGUCGUCGACGGCCUCCAAUGAGCGCCGUCACUCCGCUCAGCUCGGAGACGAGCAGGGCUUCCGUGUGCCCAUGUAUCCCAAUGCCGGUGAUGUCCAGGCGCCAUCCCCGAGCCCUUAUCUCGAGCAAGGCUCGCAACGUCCGGGUCGCAACCACAAUCGCACACGCAGUCAUCGUGACUCUUCUUUGCCACCUGGAAGCUACGGUCUGCAUGGGCAUGGUGUCCCGCAUUCCGACAAGUUCGAGAAGGCUUGGUAUGAGAAGCACCCCGACGAGUUCGUCAAGGAGGAGGGACAGUAUGGUCCUGGUGUCGGCACCCCGCGUCCCGAUUGGGCAUUGAGCAGUGAUGACCUCAACAAGAUUGUUCGAAGCUCCGCCCAGACUGGUUCCGGUCUUGGUACUUCCCCAGCCGUGGUGGGCACUCCCGAAGAGGAGGUCGGAUAUAUGGCGUCUGAUGAGUACAUGCAUCGCAUGGCUUCUCCCCCGCCUGAUGCACCGCACGAAACUCAGCCGGCAGUUGAGUCACCACUUCGCCAUAUGAGCUUCCCUGCGGAAGCUGGCCAGAAACAACCGGAAGGAAGCCCGCUGCGUCAUCGCAGAUCGAGCUCAUAUGGUAACCAAGAGAGUGAUGUAAUCCACGUGGAUGAUCCCAAGCAUCAUUUGCAUCACCCGGAUGGAUUUGCCCCGACUCCGGCGAUGGAGGAGAGUGAGCCAACGUCCCAGGAGGCCGAGGAGGAAGAAGAACCGAUCCUGGCCGCUGAUGAAGUGCGUCCCGAGUCGGCAUAUCUGCAUCCUGCUAUCUCGCCAACAUUCGAUCACCGAGGAAGUUUCGAAGAUGAACGCCGCAGUCGGACUCCCAGUGCCUCGCAUAGCCGCUCCAACAGUCGAUCGGCUAGCGCGCAAGGCCAGCUCCCUGUGCUGACUCGCUAUGACUCCCGCGAGGAUAGCCAUACACCACUUGAAGACGUCGAGGAGUAUGAGCCGCUGUUCCCUGAAGACGAUGCCAAGAAAGAGGGCCCUCUAUCAGCUGCGGAUCGCUUCAAGAAGAGACCUGAUGCACUCAGACAUAGAUUCCCCAGCCAGGAUAUCUGGGAGGACACCCCGAACAGUCUGCAACUUCAUACCACAGUGACUACCCCGGAUCUGCCCAGGCAGGACUCUACCGAAACGUUUGAAACACCUGAACAGGAGGCCAACCGGAGAAUGCAAACCACCAAGGUUGACUCACAUCAAGUUGCUGCCCACAUCCUGGAAGGCGAGAGCUCCAAGGAGAAGCAUGUGCGCCCAGACACAUUCAAGCAGCGUUUCCCUAGUAGAGAUAUUUGGGAAGAUGCUCCGGAUAGUCAGCAGCUGGUAACCACGGUUGAACCUGCCAAGGAAGAAGUCAAAAGUCCAAACGUGCCUUCUCGGCCCAGUGUUCCUCCCCGCCCGCAGAAGCAGCCUCAGUCUACCUCGCCAAUUGAAAAGCGUCAGCCACCAUCAAUUCCAGAGAGACCGAAGCCUCAGGUUCCGGCACGUCCCGCCAAAUCCAUUUCCCAGGCCUCGACAGGCGCCGAAGAAGCUCCGCGAGAAACUCCUGCAGUGAAGGCCAAGCCUGCGGUUCCAGCUCGUCCCGGCGGGAACAAGAUUGCCGCUCUGAAGGCCGGAUUCUUGACCGAUCUGAACUCCCGCAUCGGAAUGGGUCCCCAACAGCCGAAGUCUCAGCCAAAGGAACCAGAGCCUGCAGCGGAAAAGCAACCUCUGAGUGACGCUCGUAAGGGUAGAGCCCGCGGCCCGGCCCGCCGAAAGCCCGCUGUGGAGCAGACCACCCCCAAACUCCCGACGAUCCCAGAGAUCAAGAUCUCAGAAGCAAUAAACGUCUGGCAGAUCGGACAUGAUGGCAGCCUAACAGUCGGCACAAGCGAAAAGGAAGAAACCCCCGCCGCAGUGCCAAAACCAGCCGUGCCAGCCGAACAACCAGUUGAGAUCCCGGCCACGCAAAGCACCAGUGAAGAACCAGAGCCAACCCAGGAACAUCCCACCGCAGACGUCGCAUCUUCACCGGGAACCACAAAACCAGUGCUAGACACAAUGCAGAUCUCAGCAGAAGCCCCAGAAGCGAUAGAAGCAUCGUCGGGAACAAAGAAGCCAAUCAUCGAGCCACCAACAAAGCAAUCAAUCCAUCCCACAUCCGAAGGCGGCUCCCCGAAAGAGGGUAAAGAAGAUGCAGAGCACAAGACUUCGGAAAUGACAGGCGCUGCCCAGGCGUUGGCUGAUUCCACUUCGGCUGCGCGCCAGCUGGAUGAUGCCCUCGAGACGCUUGCUGCGUCGGCGGAUGGAAAGAGGGAGUCGGAUGGUCAGGUUCAUGAUGAGGAGUAG